Molecule: messenger RNA, 1194 nt
Organism: Oikopleura dioica
Lineage: Eukaryota; Metazoa; Chordata; Appendicularia; Copelata; Oikopleuridae
Source: the annotation of a GenBank genome assembly
AUGGAAGAACCAGAUACCGGCCAGAACCAGAAGCCCGCGCAGCAGCGGGUUAAAACCGGCUCCGCUCGACUCAAGGAAAUUCGCGAUCAGCUCCAAAACUCAAACUCGAGAGCCGGGAAAAUGAAACCGACGCCAUCAACCUCAACGACUUCUGAAGGCACAACAAGCAUUCCGGAAGUCGAAAUCCUCAACAAUCAGAAUCCGCAGUUUGAAGAAGAACUGGUACUUGAGAAUUCGCAAAAUUGGACAAGGAUCAAUACCGAUCCGCCGCAAUUUUCGACGGUUAGGAAUCUAAAACUGGCUCUUGGAGCGAUAGGUGGAAUCGCCAUCUUGCUCGGCUGUAUUUGCUCAUUACUGUACAUUUCUCGGCAAAAACGGCGCCAACGCGCUAGGCUCCAAAAACGGCCCAUUUCUUCUCCAGGCCAUUUUCCUCCAGGCCCCUUUCCUCAUAACCCUAAUCUUCCCCAUCCUAACACAUUAACUCAAUCUUAUCCUCCUCAUUAUUUCUCGCAGCCUCAGUUUAACCCACAAGCGCACGGAGGUCAGGCUCCUGGCGCUUGGCAAAAUGACGCGUAUGGGAAUAUGAUGCAACAAGCACAAUUUGAUAUGGCGCAGCAAUACCCAGAAGCUUAUUUAGAGCACUACAGGCAACAAGGACUUUACGAUCCCUACUACGCUGGCGAAUAUUAUCAGCAGUUUUAUCAGCAACAGCACCAACAACAAGCUUAUCCCGAGAGCCAAGCUGACAUGUCCGAAAUCGCCUUCGACCCAGUUUUGAAUUACGUCGAAACAAUUGGCGAAGGAUUGAAAACUCCAAAGCGACGGCCGAAGCAGCGAAAAGACGGCUCCUCGACGCCGCAUCCGAUAAUCACCCGCCGAGCGAGCUUCAAAUCCGUUCGCUCGGAAGUGUCCGCUUGGACGGAAGACGAGGGGGAUCUCGGACGAGACAGUCCCUGCAAGAUCGAAAGGAGAGGAUCUGAAGAGCUGGAAGGAGAAAGGACGCCGAAGGGAGACUCGGCUUAUGGAUCCAGGGGGUCGAUUCAAAGCCCAAACUCGAUUCAUGAGCUGACUGGACCGAGCGACGAUGAAAAGGUGCCUGAUGCUCACGUGGUCCGUUUCUCGACGAAAAUUACCUCCGCCGAAGCUAACGACUUGAAAAUGACGCCAGAGCAUAAAGAAAUGGCAGUCGAGUAA